AGACUUUUUUAUAGACAUUGUGUGAACUACUAUGCGUUCAUCAUAACUGUAUUGAUGUCUACAACUCUCAGUAGUAAUAAGUCAUUUGUGCUUCCGACCCUGGACUAAUAUUUUGUUUAGUGAGCAGUUUAUAGAAUAAAGAGAAAUAGUAAUGUCUUGGUUUUUUCUCUUAUCAUUGGUACUUCAUGUAUCAGGUCAACCGUUUUUUGGUUCACUACCUCCUCGUCCAACUACUGGUGUGAGGUUGUUUCUUGGUGAGGAGAAUGUGACUAUUGCUAAUUUCUCAAUGAUAGCUGCUGGUCUGUUUCAUGAUAGAGAUAUAGAUCAAGCAGAUAAUUCUGUUGGUACUGGUUCUGAUCCUGAUGGUCAGAAUGAUGGUUUGUGGUGUCAGAGUUCUCUUAAUCAGAAUAUGAUAGGAACAUGGUAUAAUCCUGACCGAACAACUGUACCACCUGGUUCUGCUGAUGGAAAUGAUGAUCCUAGGCCUCUGUUUGCUAACAACACUGCUACUGGUCAAAUUGGUUUGUUAAGAAAUGGAGGAAUAGGAGGUAUUCAAGGACUAUACAGUUGUGUUAUACCAAGUGAAGAAGGAAUUGAUCAGACAUUGUAUGUUGCUGCUUAUGGUAAUGGAGAUUUUUUUAAAGAUGACGAACUCCCAAUUAUUAGUAGUGGUCCCUCCUUCCAGCUCCUCUCAUCAGUUGAUGCUGAUCCUCCAGUGUUUAGUUUAUCAUUUAAUGUCACUAACAGAUCACCAACAAUAGUCACUUGCUCUGUUGAUAAUGGAAACCAGUUUAAUGUAUCUGAUAAUGAUCUGAUACGUACUGUAACACCAGUUAAUAAUGAUGUACAAGUACAAGUAUCAGUAAUAUUUAGAAUGAGAGUGUCUGGUCUGUAUAAAUGUUCUGUUACUACUGACAGAAUUACAACUACACCUUUAGUAUCUACUAAUAUGGCAAUGAGGGAUGUUACUGUAACUGGAUCUCCAUCAAACUUAGUCUACAGUAGAAAUAGUCUUCCCUCAGUUACACUAGGCUGGUCUCCCUCAUCAGUGAUAAGUGCUACUCCUCAGUAUCAUGUCUUUAUUAAUAACAGUAAUGGUAUUAUUAUCAAUGCUAAUACUACAAAUACUGAGCUGUCUCUCUCAUUACGUCCUGAUGAUGAAUAUAAUAUUAGACUAGUAGCUACUGGUGAAGACUUACCUAGUGAAAUAAUCACUGCCACUAUUCCUCAAGUUGUCAGCAUUGAUGUACAAGGGCCAGUUAUGAUGCCAUUGGAUCAUUCUUCUUCCUUUUCAUUAACCUGUACAUUGACAUUAGCUCCUGAAGUGAAUGAUACUACAGUACAAAUGUUCUGGGCAAGUCCUGAUCUCAUUCCGUUUAAGUCUACAACUGAUAGAGACAUAGCUUUAGAUACUUUAGAGCCUACAAUGAUAUCAGUUAAUGAUAGUGUUGUAUAUACACUUACUCUUAACUUCUUUUCACUACAACCAUCACAAGUUGGAGAAUAUGUUUGUAGAGCUUCACUGAAUGAUGGUAUUGAUACUAUUAGUAUAGCAUCAAGCUAUUCUGUAACUGUAGAAGAGCUUGAAAAGCAAGGUUUGAGAUUUGAUGGUUCUAGUUAUCUACAAUACAGAACACAAUUCAAACGCACCAUAAGAAAAAUGGUCAUCGAUGUUACCUUCAAACCAUCCAGUUAUUUUGGCUUAAUCAUGUUUGCUUCUCACUGGCAAAAUGGAACUGGUUCCUACUUUUAUAUUCAGCUAAACAAUACCCUAGAAUUUGCUAUGGACGUUGGAAAUAAUGUUGUUUCACUAAGUACUCAGAUGCAUAGUAUGGAGCUAGAAAAGUGGCAGAACCUUCGAAUUAUAUACCAUUCAAUCAAUAAUAUCGUGACCAUGGAGUUGAACAAGCGUUUGGUGUCAUUCACUACCUUCACUUCAACACUAUCAGGUCUCAGACUAUCCAGUGGAUCAUUAUACAUUGGUAGAACAUCACCGAAUGUUAGUAGUCCUCCUACAUCAUUAGUCAAGUCUGGCUUUAAAGGUUGCAUUGAUCAGAUUAAAAUGUCAAUGAAUGGAUAUUACACAGUUGAGGGCAUCACUGAAGCAGUUAAUAUUGUAAAUUGUUAUAACGAUAAUUAAGUAUUUUAGAAACUUUGAUAGGCUAACUUUUAAUGGACAAUGUUAUAGUUUUAUUGACUGUUGUGAAUGUUAGAGGUUUUUUUAUCUCAUUUAGAAAGUUUAUGUGUCAGGC
This is a messenger RNA of Amphimedon queenslandica, 2252 nucleotides long. RefSeq lists its product as uncharacterized. The coding region runs from base 152 to 2140 and encodes 662 amino acids. The transcript has 8 exons. The record is from RefSeq and is a predicted model, not a curated record. Lineage: Eukaryota; Metazoa; Porifera; Demospongiae; Haplosclerida; Niphatidae. Gene Ontology annotation, molecular function: protein binding.